AUGCCCCAGGGAAAAUUGAAAGUUUCUACGGGCACCGGUAAAAAGACAAAGUCGCAGCAGCAAUUGAAGAAAGGAGCCAAAUCCUUCAAGCCCAAACGCCAAGCAGCACGCAAGGACGCACAGAUUGCCAAGAAACACUCAGCAGCGCUCACUUCAGCUACAGAAAAGCUAUUGUCUUCUCGUGUCGGGCACUUGGAGCUCCUUAAGGGUACUAGAAGGGAAAUCGAAAAGUCUAAAGAUAAGAAAAAAUGA
Messenger RNA from Wickerhamiella sorbophila, 252 nucleotides. RefSeq lists its product as hypothetical. The record is from RefSeq and is a predicted model, not a curated record. NCBI's taxonomy places the organism in Eukaryota, Fungi, Ascomycota, Dipodascomycetes, Dipodascales, Trichomonascaceae. The transcript has a single exon. The coding region runs from base 1 to 252 and encodes 83 amino acids.